Anastrepha obliqua is the source of this 321-nucleotide messenger RNA. RefSeq lists its product as uncharacterized. The record is from RefSeq and is a predicted model, not a curated record. The transcript has a single exon. Lineage: Eukaryota; Metazoa; Arthropoda; Insecta; Diptera; Tephritidae. The coding region runs from base 1 to 321 and encodes 106 amino acids.
AUGUUGCCGACGUUAGCAGCAGUGCCGGCAGUGACAAUGCAACAGCAACACGCAGACUUAUCGCUAGAGCCACAGCAGCAGCAACAGGAACAUGUUCACAUGCACGAACAACAGCAGCUUGGCAUGGAGCAUCACCAUCUUCACCACCAGCAGCCGCAGCAUCACCACUAUGCACAGCUGGAAGCGCAUUACCAACAGCAACCACCACCGCCGCAGCCACACUACCAUGUGCCGCCAUUCCAUUACCAUUGGAGCAAGCAGCAGCCGCCGCUACAGUCGCCAACACAUCCUCAACCACAUCAGCCGGAAGAUGCACACUAA